UCGAGCAGUGAGCAGCAUCCAGUCCUUAUCAAUAGGCACCGGCAGGUUAGCUACCCUCCUUCAGGGACCAGGAGUCCCUAGCCUGCCUGUGGAUCUGAUCAGAUUGGACAAACCCAGCUAUGGUUUCUCUGGGCUUUGGGUUCGCCCAUGGUCCUGGACGCCGUGUAGGACGCUGAGGGGGGUCACCGAAAUAGACACCGAGCUCCCGAGUGGCCAGAACGCAAAGGCGGAAAAAUAAUCGGCGAAGCAUGUCAGGAACUAUGAGGUCCCGGCUGUCAUCGUGGGGACCACGGUCACUGCUUCUGCUACUGCUGCUCGCUAGAGCAGCUUACACUGUCGGAGCUCUGCCCCGGUUGUGUGACGUGCUGCGCAUCCUGCAAGAGGAACGGGCCCAGUGUGUGCAGGAGCUCUCCAAAGAGAAGGCAGGAGAGUUGGGCCUGGAGACAGUGUCAGCCAGUGCUUUCUCGCCAUCUGCUUCUGCACACACAGUUUAUCAAGGCUGCGAAGGGCUGUGGGACAACAUGAGCUGCUGGCCCUCCUCAGCACCAGCGCAGACUGUGGAAGUGCAAUGUCCGAAGUUCCUCCAGAUGCUCACGGGCAGAAAUGGGUCCCUCUUCAGGAACUGCACCCAGGACGGCUGGUCAGAAACUUUCCCCAGGCCUGACCUGGCCUGCGGCGUCAACAUGAAUGACUCCUCUAACGAGAAGCGGCAUGCGUACCUGCUGAAGCUCAAGGUCAUGUACACUGUAGGCUACAGCUCCUCCUUGGCCAUGCUCCUGGUCGCCCUCAGCAUCCUGUGCUCUUUCCGGAGGCUGCACUGCACCCGCAACUACAUCCACAUGCACCUGUUCGUGUCCUUCAUCCUAAGAGCCCUGUCCAACUUCAUCAAGGAUGCGGUACUCUUCCCCUCAGAUGACGUCACCUACUGUGAUGCCCGUAGGGUGGGUUGUAAGCUGGUCAUGAUCUUCUUCCAGUACUGCAUCAUGGCCAACUAUGCGUGGCUGCUGGUGGAAGGCCUCUACCUUCACACGCUCCUCGCCAUCUCCUUCUUCUCAGAGAGGAAGUGUCUGCAGGCCUUUGUGCUCCUCGGAUGGGGUUCUCCAGCCAUUUUUGUUGCUUCAUGGGCUAUCACCCGGCACUUUCUGGAAGACAUCGGAUGCUGGGACAUCAACUCCAACCCUUCCAUCUGGUGGCUCAUUCGAGGGCCUGUGAUUCUGUCCAUCCUGGUGAGUGGCCAUCCUCUCCUGAGCUGGGGACAAGCAGGGGAACACUGGACUCGUGAGAAACAGAGGAUCAAUUUCAUCUUUUUCAUAAACAUUCUAAGAAUCCUGAUGAGAAAACUUAGAACCCAAGAAACAAGAGGAAAUGAAAUGAACCAGUAUAAGCGCCUAGCCAAGUCCACCCUCCUGCUGAUCCCCCUCUUCGGCAUCCACUACAUCAUCUUCGCCUUCUCUCCAGAGGAUGCCAUGGAAGUCCAGCUCUUCUUUGAAUUGGCCCUGGGUUCCUUCCAGGGGCUGGUGGUCGCCAUCCUCUACUGCUUCCUCAAUGGAGAGGUGCAGCUAGAAGUUCAGAAAAAAUGGCGCCAGUGGCACCUCCAAGAGUUCCCGCUACGCCCUGUGGCCCUCAGCAACUCCUUCAGCAAUGCCACCAGCGGUACCACCCACGGCACUAAGGCCAGCACCUCGGAGCAGAGCCGGAGCACCCCCAGGGCCAGCAUCAUCUGAGGCUGCAGCAGGACGGGCAGUGGACACAGAGCUGGACACUCAAUAGGACGGUUCUCUUCCAACUGCUCUUCUGUGUUUGAGUGGCUGAGAGGCCUUCCUCCAGGUCUGAGCUUCCUUAGCACUGAGACUGGGUCACCAUGGAGCAAGAAACAGGUCUGUGAUUUGGUCUUUCUUAUUCUUCUGAGAGAGUGAUUCAGUGGCUCCGGAGGAGGCAAGGGAAUAAAUGACAUCCAGAACCCCCUAGUCCCUGUGUGUCGAUCUUUUGCCACCCGGGGAAGGCUUAUGUUCUACACCGCUUUCCAGCUUCUCCCUGAAGGAGCAGGGAGCUUCCCUGCCUCCAGGUUCCAGCUCACUUUUAAGGACAAGCCUAAAAGCUCGGGAAAUAUGAGGAAUCAAGCCCCUGGGCCUUAGGCUGAUCUCGUCUGCCCUAGAGUUCUCAUAGAGCAUUCAGGACAGAAGCUAAAUUCAGCUUGUGAAGCCCCUUUUCCAUUAUCUCUGAUGUAUGAGGACUUGGUGGAAAACAGGUACAUCAGGAAGUAAGCCAUCCUCUCUAUGAACGGCAGACAACUCCCUGAAGGCCCACAACUUGCCCAAGAUACUUGGCCACGAUAUGAAAGUCUUGUUGCUCUUUUGAGACAGUGUCUUCUAUAGCCCAGGCUGGUCUACUAAUCCCUAGCUGAAGAUGGCCUUGAACUUGAUCCUCCUGCCUUCAUUUCCAAGUGCUAGAAUUGCAGGCGUGCACCACCAAGCCUGCUUUAUGUGGUCCUGGGAAUCAGACUCAUAGCUUCUUGCACAGCAGGCAAGCACUUUACCAGCUAUGCUACAUCUCCAUGGACUGCUAAUGCAUAGUCUUUUAACGAUCUGAGCUUCAAGGCGGGUGGUGAUUUCCCAGCUCUCAAACAGGCAGAGGCCCAUCUCCCUGCACUGUAAGCUUCCAUAACUCUGGCCGUCCAUGCCGGCACAUUGGCAAUCCCUGGCUCCCUAAGUGGAUGAAAGAGGAUGAAGUGUUUGAAUCUCCUUCCAAACACAACCUAGCAGGGAAACCUAAACAGAAAUGGAGAGCUGGCCUCCGAUUUGCAUCUUCCAGCCUGCUGCAGGACCACUUCCCAGGCUGAGACCCAGGAUGAGUGAGUGGUCAGUGAGUUCUGGUUUUGGUAAAACCAGACAGUCCCCAUGAACUCCUCAGGUAGAGAUGGCAGUGUGGCUCAGUCAGAGAGCACCUGCCCAAGUGCACCAGGCCUUGGAUGUGAGUGAGCCUCAGCACUGCAAAACAAAACAACCAGUUCUGGGGUCUCCAAGGUCCCUGGAUGGCGGUGGUUCCGAUGCAGCAUUUGUAGUCUCAGGAAUCUCAACUGGAAUAAAGAUGCCUAAAAGUCAUGGCUAGAGAAGUGGCUCAGCCCAUGAAAGCUCAUGGUGAGCGAGCAUGGCAGCUUCAGCUGGAUCCUGGGAACCUAUGUCAAGGCGGAAUGAAAGGACCAGCUCCACAAACUGUUCUCCAACACCCACAUGUGCCCAUGAUGUGUACAUUCCCAUACAUGCAUGUGCAAUAGUAAGUAAGAUGAAGAUAUGUAAGCUCACUAUAGGAGGGGCUGGAGGGAUGACUUAGAGGUAAAGUGGAUGACGAUCUGGGUUCAGUUCCUGGAUCCUGUGUAAAAGCCUGGUGCGGUUGUGCAGGCCUCCAAUCCCGGUGCUGGGCAGCCAGAGGCAGGAAGUCCCUGGGGCUUACUGGCCUUCCAGGAAAGCACACUUGGUGAGGUCUAGGCCAGGGAAGGACACUGUCUCAAAAGCAAGGUAUGUGGUCUCCUGGAGAACGACACAUAAUGUUGAUCUUGCAUGCCCGUGUCCCCUCACACAUAUAUGUGUACACACAUGAACAUGUACUCAUACAUAUACAAAAUCACAAUAGAACUACUUGGGGAGGUUGGGGCAGAAGGAUCACUUAAGCUCACAAAGAAGAGACCAGCUUGGGCAACAUUUUGUCUCAAAAUAAAAUGGGCCCUCAGUGGUGAAGAAGUAUUUGAUGGGUGAAUAGGAGGCCCUUGGUGUGGUGCCAGCAGCAUCACAGGUGUGUUCACCUAGCCCUGGAAGGGACCCUUAUGACAAGAUCAGGGCAAAGUCCAAAAGCCCACUCGGAGCUGGAGGGGAAAAGAACCUUACAGGAUAGGAAAAAAAAAAAAAAACACAUUUCACCUGUUUCUGGGUGGCAAAAACUGGAAAUGGGGCAACAGGAUGAGCAAACAGAUAUGGGGGCUGCAGAGAUGGCUCAGCUGGUGGAUCAACUGCCUUGCAAGAGCCUGAGUUCAAUCCUUAGAACCAAUGUAGGAAGAAAAAAAAAAAGCUGGGCAUGGUGGCAUGUGCUUGUAAUCCCAGCUUUGGUGAGAUGAGAGCCAGAGGUCUCUGGAGCUCACUGACCAGCCAACCCAGCCUACCUGGCAAAUUCCAGACCAGAAAGAGACCAUCUUGAACAAAAUGGGGCCAAGAUGAUGUUUCCGUGGGUAAAAAUGCUUGCUAUGCAAAUCUGACCACCCGUGUUGGGAUUCCCAGCACCCACACAAAGCUGAAUGCAGUAGCGACCACAUCUGUAAUCCCAGCACUUGCAGGCUGAAAAAAGAGAGGCAGGAAAUCCCUGGAAGCUCCCAGGCUGAGACCAGCAAAGAGACCCGGUCGCAAACCAAAGGGCAGGUGAAGAUCAUAAGGGAGAACUGACCUCUGAACUCCACCUGUGUGCCAUGGUGUGCGCAUGCCUACGCCCACACACAAAGAUUAAAAAAAUAAGUGGAUGGCAUCUAGAAACAACACAGGCAAGGUUGUCCUCGGGCCUCCGUACACUGGUGCUCACACAUGCACCUGAACACACAAGCACACAUGUGCACACACAUACACACACAGGGAGAAUGAGAGAGAGAGAGAGAGAGAGCAGUUCUUCCAGGAGUAUGGAAAUCUCCACAGGCUCGUGACCCCGUUCACCUCCACCUGUCCUCUGCAAGCUGUUAAUUAUUACUCAGCAUCUGUUUCUCCCCUCACCCGCUGUGGCGUUCAGCAGUGCACGCGUGUGCUCUUUGAAAUGUGUCCCAGGAUCAGAAACGGGUGCUGAGGUCACCUGACCCUUACAAAUGAGAGUCUCACAAACAGUCCUGCCCGAGUCGAAACUGGCCUCGCGGAAGGCUGCAUUAGAAAACUGGUGCAGGGACUUUGCUCAAGGAAGAUUUCAAACUAUGCCCAGAGAGAGGACAGCUAGCCCCCAGAAACUGGGGUGCACCAGAACCUGUGGGUCCACACAAAGGAUGGGGGGCUUUAAGUCAGCAGAUUGAAAAUCUACUAGUCAAAGGGCUUUCUGGGGGGAUCCUGCUAAGCCAGGGAAAUGUGUGCAAAGCUCCCUUGAGCCGAUGGGAGAUGGUCCUAGCCACUGACUGGUCCCUUAGGUGGAGGACUCGGCCAUUCUUAGAAACCUCAAGUCCUGGCUGGGGAUGGCUCAGCGAUUAAAGCCCAUGACAUGCAAGCAGGAAGACCAGAGUUUGGGUCCCCAGAAUCAAUAUACAUGUUGGCUGGUGUGGUGUCACCUGGAAUUCCAGCCUGGGAGGCAGACGGGGCAUCUCCAGAUCAAGCUGGUUGGUGAGACUGGUCUUACAGGUGAGCUCUGGGAUUGACUGAGACCCUGCUUCAGGAAUAAGGCAGAAAAGCAAUUAAGGAUGAGACCAGAUAUCAACUUCAGAUCUCCAUAUGCACACACUUGCAUUACAUGUACCUCCACACAUACAUGAACCCGUGCACAUGUUAAAACAUGUACACACAUAGACAUACACAGAGACAAGAAAAAAAGUGUCCCA
Molecule: messenger RNA, 5551 nt
Organism: Alexandromys fortis (reed vole)
Lineage: Eukaryota; Metazoa; Chordata; Mammalia; Rodentia; Cricetidae
Gene: Sctr
Product: secretin receptor
Exons: 14
Coding region: 249-1724 (491 amino acids)
Biological process (GO): adenylate cyclase-modulating G protein-coupled receptor signaling pathway; cell surface receptor signaling pathway
Cellular component (GO): plasma membrane
Molecular function (GO): peptide hormone binding; G protein-coupled peptide receptor activity; secretin receptor activity
Source: RefSeq, a predicted model, not a curated record